Coniophora puteana RWD-64-598 SS2 is the source of this 462-nucleotide messenger RNA. RefSeq lists its product as uncharacterized. The record is from RefSeq and is a predicted model, not a curated record. The coding region runs from base 1 to 462 and encodes 153 amino acids. NCBI's taxonomy places the organism in Eukaryota, Fungi, Basidiomycota, Agaricomycetes, Boletales, Coniophoraceae. The transcript has 6 exons.
AUGAUUAUUAUACUUUUAUUGGAUGACUCCAAUAAUCUCCUUGAAGGAGUGCUAAUAGAUUGGGUUGCAGGCUACGUGAUGUCAGCUUUUUACGAAUCGGGUACUUCCAUCCUGGUGUCCAUUCUUCAAGAGGAAGCUCAGAUUGCUGGUGCUUGGGUAUGCUUGAUGAACAUCCCGCAACGGCUUGGAUGGCACGGCCCACUUGGCGCUGCAGCCGCAUUGAGCUUGGAGAUAGUAUUAAACAUUCAGAUCGUGCGUUAUGUCGCGAAGAACCUAAGCAAGAACGUCCGCCGAUCAGCCAUUGAUUCGACAAAGGGAAUAGCAGGAGUACUCAUCCGAGAUAACUUGCUUUAUUUCUUUGCGGUAACCGCAGGAAUAUCCAUGACUUUCUUCAACCAACUACGCACAUUCCAUACGGAACUCUCGUAUACGAAUCCGCAAGCCACAUAUUACAAUCGCUAG